ACCCCUCAACUUCAAAGAGUUACAAAUCACCCUUAAUCAAAAAGGGUGCAGAAUUUUUUUUGGGCCCUCCCCGCCAUGAGCUCCUACGUAGCCAAUUCAUUCUAUAAGCAGAGCCCCAAUAUCCCUACCUAUAACAUGCAAACUUGUGGGAACUAUGGAUCGGCCUCAGAGGUGCAGGCAUCCAGGUACUGCUACGGCGGAUUGGACUUAAGCAUCACUUUCCCACCGCCUGCGCCUUCCAACUCUCUCCACGGGGUAGACAUGGCUGCCAACCCCCGGGCUCACCCCGACCGCCCCGCCUGCAGCGCCGCGGCCGCUCCGGGACACGCUCUGGGCAGAGAUGAAGCGGCUCCUCUGAACCCCGGGAUGUACAGUCAGAAGGCGGCUCGCCCAGCGCUGGAGGAGCGAGCUAAGAGCAGUGGGGAGAUCAAAGAGGAGCAGGCGCAGACAGGGCAGACCGCCGGACUCAGCCAGCCACCGGCCCCGCCACAGAUUUACCCGUGGAUGACCAAACUGCACAUGAGCCACGAGACGGACGGCAAACGGUCCCGAACCAGUUACACGCGCUACCAGACUCUGGAACUGGAAAAAGAAUUCCACUUUAACCGCUACCUCACUCGCCGCAGGCGCAUAGAGAUCGCCAACAACUUGUGUCUCAACGAGAGACAGAUCAAGAUAUGGUUCCAGAACCGCAGGAUGAAGUGGAAGAAAGAUUCCAAAAUGAAGAGCAAAGAGGCAAUUUAGGGGCCGCGGGGAGGCCCGCAGAGAACACCCCGAGCCCGCUUCGGUCCCCGCGCCUUUCCUUCUUGGCUUUCCUCUGUCUGUAUUUUGGGGCAAGGGCGGGGGCUGGAGCAGCGGCUACCGGGCCUCACAGACAAAAGCGCUUCCCUUUGGCAUUCCGCAUCCCAACCAACCCCGGGUUCUCGCGGGGCUGCCCGCGCUGCCCGGACUCCCCUCUGUUCCGCUCAGCACCGGGGUCCCAGGGCAAGCUCCGCAGGGGUUCCCCAAAGGCCUGUGGAGUCUGGGCUGGUCCUGAACGAAUCUUGGCCUGGGCUGCCUCGCUCUCCGGCUUCCAGUUCUGCCUGACCUGCCCGAGUUCAGAUGGGGCCUGCAGCGCCCUACCCUUCGGCCUCGCCCUCUCCUUUGUUCCCGCUUAGGCUGGUGAGAGAGUGGUUGUGCCUGGCAGAGUCCGGCGCCAGACUCCCGGUGUUCCUUGUAGCGACUAUAAACUCCAUGUUCAUUUUAAAUGAUUUACAUAUGAAAGGGGGAGAUGAGUCUGCCUAGGGCCCCCACGGUUGCCCUAUGCUCUCCAAACCUUCUCCCCCACCCAAAGCCCAGGAACCUUUCCAGCUUGUGCCCUCUGCAUGCCCUCUCAGCUACCCAACCUCAGACCACUAGCUAGCUCAGCUGUUUGGGUUCCCUACCUCUGGACCCCAGCAAAACGUCCCAGAGGCUCCUGGCUGCCCAGUAGUCCCUGCCACGACUUUCUGUGCCCUCCUGUCCCAUCACUGUUGUCCAACUAUUUAUUGACUUCAGGUCUUUCCUGAAACUAUAUUUUGUCAUAUCAAAUAAAGAUAAAGAGAGAACAGGACUAAAAAUGCAGUGGCUCCUCUCUGUUUGGGGCAUGUAUUGGGUAAAAGUGUCUAAAUGGGCUGGAGGGUGUAGGGGGAGGCCCACAGCCUUUCAUCCUCUCUUUUGAAUUCUUAGGAGCUUCUAGAGCUAUUGAGAAGAAGGAGGUGAAAUUGAGCUCCUUUCCUGACUCCUAGCUCCCAGAAAAGCCUGUAAGGGUAGGAAAGGGCACCCAGGCUCUCGGUACUGGCAUUUCCUAUGCUGUGGCUAUCCAAGGCAUUCAAGCCUUUGGGCCCCAUUCUCACCUUGGCUGGGUGGAGCUGAGGCCUCUAGACUGGCAGGGGUGUCACUCCAUGCCAGAGUUGAUCUGCAGGGGCCAGUGGCUCAUCGGGGCUCAGACACAGGCCUUUCUGGGUCUCUGAAGGUCUUUCUCAGGGCUAGGUAGUCCCUGAGAGGCCUUGCUGGACAGAGAAGGCAGGCUGAGCCCUCACCAGUUUGGAUACUUAGAAAGAGUUGGUACUUCUUGGUAAAGGGGUGCUGGAGUGUUGGAGGUGUGUCUCAUCUUUCUAAAACACCAGGUGAGAGGGGAGCAGGGAGGGCAAUUUGCAGUGUGUACCUGCUUGGCAGGAAAUGUUCAGACUGACUCCUGACCUUCUAGGGCCUAAGGCUAUGGCAGGACUGAGAAAGAAGCUGUGUAGACCAGUGCCUGAGUUGCGUCUGUUUGCCAUCAUUUAUCGCAGUCUCUGGGAUUUUGUGUGGAGGGGGAGCUGGGCUAAAGGGAAGGGGAAAAGGCAGAUAAUUCAGGUGGUAUAUUAGACUGGCCUAGUUCCAUGCACUGCUCUGCUCUAGGCUCUUGGGAUGGGAUGGGGGAGGAAGUACUUUAGAGGAGAAACAAAUGUGGGAAGGGUCCAUAAAACUUUACUGCAUUUCCUCUCACCUCCCACAAUGGGGAGAUUUCCUGGAGCCGCACUGGGGUGGAGGGGCGUUCAGGAAUUGGGCUAUGCAUCAGCCAAGAGGGAAAGGGAACAGAGAGGCUCUGAGGAGAAGCAAGGGAAAUAUUUAUGAUUAUUAAUGCUGAUGCUCCUUGGAUUUAUUUUAAGUACUGACUUCUCUGCAUCUCACUGCCUAAGCUACCUGUCUGUCAUUUUUUAAAAGACCCAAGAGCCUUUCCUCACCCCAUGCCUAGCACAAAGGAGGUCUUAACAAAUGUUUGUUGAAUUGCACCCUUCCCUUUCACAUUGCACCCAGGCCUGUUUAGGGUGUCUGUAAUGUCUCUCCUCCACUAGCACACAGCAGUCAGCCCAGCCUCGCCCCUAUG
This is a messenger RNA of Manis javanica (Malayan pangolin), 2887 nucleotides long. RefSeq names its product homeobox C5 (gene HOXC5). Lineage: Eukaryota; Metazoa; Chordata; Mammalia; Pholidota; Manidae. Gene Ontology annotation, cellular component: nucleoplasm; nucleus. Gene Ontology annotation, molecular function: DNA-binding transcription factor activity, RNA polymerase II-specific; RNA polymerase II cis-regulatory region sequence-specific DNA binding. Gene Ontology annotation, biological process: positive regulation of transcription by RNA polymerase II; anterior/posterior pattern specification; embryonic skeletal system morphogenesis. The record is from RefSeq and is a predicted model, not a curated record.